Messenger RNA from Coniosporium apollinis CBS 100218, 576 nucleotides. RefSeq lists its product as uncharacterized. Gene Ontology annotation, molecular function: 3'-5'-RNA exonuclease activity; nucleic acid binding. Gene Ontology annotation, cellular component: mitochondrion. NCBI's taxonomy places the organism in Eukaryota, Fungi, Ascomycota, Dothideomycetes. The record is from RefSeq and is a predicted model, not a curated record. The transcript has 2 exons. The coding region runs from base 1 to 576 and encodes 191 amino acids.
AUGCCUGAAUCCGUUUCUCGACACCCGCUGGUGUGGAUAGACUGCGAGAUGACUGGCCUUGACUACGACAACGAUAGCGUCCUCUCAAUCGCAUGUUUCAUCACUGACUACGACCUGAACCUGCUCGACGAGAGCGGCUACGAAGCCACGAUCCACCACGACCGCGAAGUCCUCGACCAAAUGGGAGAAUGGUGCAAGAAACACCACAAAGCAUCGGGGUUGACAGAAGCAGUCAUCGCCUCUACCACCACCGCAGAACAGGCAGCAGAUAAGCUGCUCCAGUACGUAAAGAAGUUUGCGCCAGAGCCUCGGAGAGCACUACUGGCUGGCAACACCGUUCAUGCAGACAAGGCAUUCUUACGGCUAGCACCGUACGAUAAAGUGAUCAAGCAUUUGCAUCAUCGGAUUCUUGAUGUGAGCGCGAUCAAGGAAGCUGCUAGGCGCUGGGCGCCGGAAGAGGUGCUCAAGAAGUCGCCGCAGAAGAAAGGGCUGCAUGAAGCGCGUGCAGAUAUCCUGGAGAGCAUUGCAGAAGCUAGGUAUUACCGAGAUACGUUUUUCCGACCUAAGCCGUCGUAG